AUGUCAGCGAUGCGGGUCAACUCCUCGCAGGGUGGACGCCCUCAAGCGGGCGGCGGCGCCUGGGCCGGGUACCCGCCUCGCUACCCCACUACCGCGUCAACGACUCCCGCAGCCAGCGCAGAGCGCUUCGUGCCGGUCCGCAGCAGCGGCAGCAACGGAGGUGUCCGUGCGCCACACCAAUUCAACUCCCCAUCCACCAACGACGUGAGCACCUCCGGCUCUGUCUCCUACGACGGCAAGCGGGCCCGCAGAGGCAGCGGCGGCCUCGCGGGACCGGAAUUGGACUUGAAUGGGAGCACCACCCUAACCAUGCAGCUACGCCGCGCAAGCAACGGCAGCGCGCACGGACGCGCAGGUGCGACGGGGCAGACGACGUCCUCUGCGUCUCCGCUGCCACCCAGCGGUCAGCGUGGGGCAGGUGGCGGUGGUAAUGGGAAUGGCCCGUUGCACAGCAGCAGCCGUGAUGGCGGGAUGCCGAGUGGCGUGCUGCUCGGCAGUCUCGCCGAGUAUCGGCCCGUGUCGGUUGUCGCGUUAGCAAACGCCGUCUCCACGCCGAGGCCGCAACAGCGAAAUGCGAACUCCCCGCACGUCGGCCCCGCUCGUGCGGACCCACAGGACGUGCGCACCAGCCGGCAGUCCAUCACGGUGUUGAGCGUGACGCGCGACGGCCCAGCGUGGGAAGGCAGCCGGCUGUCCUCCCACACGUCGAGGGACAAGAACGGUGUCGUGCCGGCGGCGGCGGAGGACGUGCUCGGCGGUCCAGCAGUGCCGCCGCGCAGAGCGUCUUUCAACCAAAUUGGCAGCAGCCACCCGCGUGGGCCGCCACCGCGAGUGCAGCGGGAGGCCAUCGCGCCGAUCUCGCUCUCCAAUAUUUCGACCUCCACCAACCUUUCUGCGCCGUCGCGGAAUGCGAUGUCGCUGUCCGGUGCAUAUCUUCAACAGAGCAAGCAGGAGCCGCCACAGCAACAGCGGAGCAGCCACAACCCCCGCUACGCCGACACCCCCGCCGGUCAGCCGAGCUCCCGAGCGAGCACCGUCGGACCGAAGCCGCCGUCGCGUCCUUCUCCCGGACCGCCACCGCCUCAAGUCGACACCACCGCAACCUCAUCCUACAGCCCACGACAGCAGCAGCCCUCGCCACAACAUGCGCAGCGCAGCGGGGUGGAGCUCGUGGUCGCCGCGCACCCGCCCCCCUCCGACGCCGUCAAGGGGGCCUUUCCGCAGGAGCGGUACCACCACCACAGCAGCGGCCGCGGCGCCGUCCUGCACCACCGGCCCUCGCCUGCCGCCUUAGCUCGGCAAGACGGAGAUGGCCGCAGCAGCAGCGGUGGCGUCGCACCUGCCGGGCCGCCGCCCACCCUGCGCGUCUCCACCACCACUCUCACUACGGCGAGCAGGAAGGUGCGCUACGUGCUGCCGAGCGAGACCUAUAACCCGGAUGCGCCGGACCCGACCGACAACGGCGGCCUCACGCCGGCAGAACAAGAAGCGCUCCUGGACCCGGUCAACUACACGCUCGAGGCGGACAGGAUGGCGGGCCGCUAUCCGAUGCUGCUGCGGCGCCCGAGUGCGCAGGGAGGGGACCCGCUACGUGGCCGCCGCGGGUCUGCGGGUCAGCCGGGCGACAACAGCAAUGGCACAGGCACAGACAAAAACAGCGGUGGACCCCGUCCGACCUUUGUGCUAGACGACGGCAAUCGCUGGGCGAGAGAGACAAACCGCCCGACUGUCGCAACGACGCGUGACCCAACCGGCGCGGCCCUGACGCAGCUGCCGUCGCCCAGCAUUUUGAGGAAAGGGCAGACCCACCGCCAUCGCGACGACGCCGACGUGUCAUCGUUGCCGUUCCCCGUUUGUGAGACGGUGAUGGACGAGGCGGCGGACGGGGGUGCCGGCGGGUACUUACUACAGCGCCACGCACAGCAGAUGGCUACCGGAAAGCAGCUUGUCGAGGGCACCGUCUUUCAGCCGCCGCCCACGUCGCAGCGCCAACGUGAGCGACGCCGGCGAGAAGAAGAAGAGGAUCGACGGACGGCAGCGGCAGCGGAGGCAGCAGCAGCACGGCGGCGAGAGUCAUCUCCGUCCUCUUCACACAGCAAAGGUCCGUCAAAUGUGGCGGCGGGCGGCGAUGUCAGGCCACGCCGCGGGCCGGCAGAGGGCUUGUACGAGGAAAUUAUUCGCCGCACAAACCAGAACCGGCGAACUUCCCUGCCAACGGCGGCGAUCGCGCCUGCCGGUGCAGCAGUAGGAGGAGUACUAAGGGCUUCUCCAACGAGGACGCUGAUGCCGCCGCUUGCCCCACAGGCCACUACGGCCACGUCAUCAUCGUCGCUGCGGCCACUCGUACCGCCAGACUUGACGCGGGCAACUGUAGCCGCAACGGCAGCAGCGGCUGGUCGCCGCCGGGGUCACCAGCACCCGAACUCCGCCGAGCCGACGCCGCUGCACGCCGGGCCGGGCCAACGUCCGUCUCCGCACGCCCCACCGGAUCGGCCGCCACAGCCAUCGCGUCCGCCGCCGCGCUCUGCAUCGCAGCCGUACAUCACCAACCCCUACAUCGAAGACACGCCUAACGGCGGCAACAACGAGUUCGGCACCACGCAGGACCACUACAGCAACUACGACUACUACAACUCUUACAACACACCGAACACGGAAGCGAAGUACGCCGCGCCGCCACCACCGCAACCAGCCGCUCAACAGCAGCAGCAACGUCCUCCGCAGGCGAGUCGUCGACCACCACCACCGCCACCGCCACCGCCACCCUCAUCGACUCAACAACGAUUACAACAGCAGCGUCAACGCCCUCCGCCGCCGCCACCUCCGUCGCAGCGCCGCACGUCGCAGCCCCUGCGAGACAGCCCGCCGCCACGCGCACACCCGUCUUCCGCAGAGACCACGCCAGACGGCAGCGUCGCCAGCACCACGCCGAGCAUGCUGGGCUACACCUCUGGCCGCUUCAGCAAGUUCAACCCACCCGGCUCCGUUCCGCCUCCCCCGCCGCCUUCGUCUGGCGCGUCGGGCGAACCGCCACGAGCGGAAAGCAAAGGAGGUGAGAACGGUGCUAGUCACCGCAGCGAACGGGCAGUCGCGCGCAACCCGGUCGCUGAUGCCCGUCCUGCACAGCAGCCUUUACUACCACCGCCGCCUCCACAGCAGCAGCAGCAGCCGUCAUCCUCCAAGCCUUCUUCUGUAACGCCGCAUACCUCCCAACCACAACCACCGCUGCCACCGCCGACUGAUGUCUCAGCUCCAGCCACAACCAGCGCCGCGGCGGAGCUGUACCCGUCACCCUACGCAGAUGACAACGACAGCGACGACAGAGAAGACGUCGACGUCGACGAUGCAGCCGCCUACGACGAUGCGUUGUACUCAUCAGAGGAGGAAGAGGAAGAGGAGGAAGAGGAGGAAGAGGAGGAGGAGUACGACUCGAUGACCGACGCGGCGAACGCGCAGACGCAGCGAGGCAGCGCGCCAGACACUAACAACGAUCCCGCCCCCACAGCCAACUCGCACCGUGCUAGCAAUAGCAACACGAAGAACACGUCGUCCGAUUCCGCCGGCGCGGAAGUGCGGCGCUUUCUCUUAGACCAGGACAACAAUGGCGAUGAUGAGGGCUCGCAGGACACCCCGCGCGGCACGUCACGUGAGCCGCCACCGCCACAGCAGCCCCGUCAACAGCAGCAGAACGCAUCGGCGGAGAGGGCAAGACUAGUUGCGCAGCAUCGCGCGCGCACAUCACCUCCACCACCACCACCAGCAGCUUGCGCAUCAGCGGCGGCAGCGGCAGCAGCAGCAGCGAACGAUGAGCGUGAAGGAGCAGCGGCGAGCCCGGAGGACUACGUGGAGGACUACGCGCCGGCGCCAAGCGCGGCAUCGCGUGACAGCGACAGUGACACCGACACCCAACCCGUCGCCGUCUCCGAGCGCGGCAGCGACGAGGUGGAAGAGGCGGACGACCUCGUGAAGAAAGGCCCGCUUGUGCUGAAGCUCGGUGACGACGUGUAUGCAGAAGACGGCUACGCGGAGGACGAGGAAGUCGAGGAAGACGGCGAGGGCGGCGAUAGCGUCAAGGGGGGCGAGGAUGGGGAGGGGUAUUGGGAGAGUCACCAGCAGUGUGAUGUGCACGAGGCCGAGAACCAGCGCGGAGGCGGUCAGCGCGUAGCGGAAAUGGGAUCGCUCCGCUACGAUGAGGAGUACACGGAUGAGAUGUAA
Molecule: messenger RNA, 4215 nt
Organism: Leptomonas pyrrhocoris
Lineage: Eukaryota; Euglenozoa; Kinetoplastea; Trypanosomatida; Trypanosomatidae
Exons: 1
Coding region: 1-4215 (1404 amino acids)
Source: RefSeq, a predicted model, not a curated record